AUGUCGUCGGACUCGGAGCCAUCCGCCCAGGCGGUCAAUGGCCUCCCCAACAUCUCGACGCAGGCACCGAUGAUGGACGAGCCGACUACGCCGCUCGACGACGAGUCUGUAAUCGCCUCGUCGCAGCAAAGUAUCCCCCCCACCGAGGCUCCCGACUCCCCGAUUGAACCGUCGUCUUCAUUCAAUGGAGCGCUCAGCGAAGACCGUGCGGUAGCUCCCAUCAUUCCAUCGUCGCUCACCCCGCCUCCUUCGUCACAAAUCCCCACCCUCACGAUUGCUGGUGUGCCCACGGCUCAGUCACACAGCCUGGCCCCCUCCCAUCGCCCGAGCCUCUUCUCACCGCCUGCAACCGGCAUCAAUGGCAUCAAGCGCGUGAGCAUUCCCGACUUUGCAACCCCGACACAAACACAGAUCGCCGAUGCCUCGGCCGAUGAGCUCCGGAGCAUGCUCCAAAGCUGCAUGGCUGAGCAGGCCCGCCUUAAGAUGGAAGCCGCUCACCACAAGCUGCAGUUUAACAUGCUCAGUAUUCGGGCGGACGAAGAUACAAAGCGCGCCGCCGUCGAGCACGAGAUGGCCAAGAAAGAGGUCGAGGCCCUGCAGCAAGCCGAGUGUGCCCGCCAGGCCCGCCGGGACAUCACCACAGCGCCCGAUUCAGCACAAACCAAGUACAUGGAGCUUAAGGCCUUGCACGACCUCGCUCUUGAAGAGAACGACACCCUACACAAAAAGGUCAAGGCCGCCCGGAAGGUCAUCCAACAAAAGGAGGACGAGAUCGCCACUCUAGCGGACGACCGUGAGAUGCUGCUGAACCGCAUCCGAGAAAACCGCGAGCACUUCCACCUCCUCUGCAGCCCCGGAGGUAUGUUUCAUGGGGUCGUAACGCCUAAGGCCCAAGCUACAAGCCCUCAGCAGCACCGUACCACCCCGAGACAGACUCCUAAGGCGUCACAACGGGACAGCCAGCGCGAUCCUCACCACCACCACCAUCACCACAAUCAAGAAGGCUUCGCCGUCCUUCUCCAAGCUCUCAGUCAAGACAACAACAGUGCCCCCUCGACCCCGAUCGUCGGCCAACGCCCCGCGCCUCGCCUACCCUCGAAACAUACCCGCAAUGUCCAGUCAAUGUCCUCCUUACCAUCAACCCCACAGGCCCGCACCCCCGCCAACAACCGCGGUCUCCUCCCAUCGAUCGAUCUAGUCCCUCAGACCGAACCGCCCCAGCGUCGCACCCAUUUCAUCCCCGAAACGCCGGCAUCGUCCAAGAUUCACGACCGUCGCAAGAGCCGAGAGAGCACCAUCUCGGCCGAGGACAACCAAGAGCUCGCUCGCCAAGCCCUCCAGUCAUUCGCCUCGCGUGGAUCCCAACAUUCCCACAGUUCCUCCCGUCAGCGCAUGUCUCGCGGAGGGGAGGACGACGAGGCCGAGAUCUACGAGAGCCAGGCCAGCCAGGCGGCAUCGGAGAUGCUCCGUCGGAACCCACGCGAGAGCUUCGAAGUAUCCGCUUCAAAUGGUAACUCGCGGGACGGUACUCCGGCAGUGACGGAACGGAGUGUCAAGUUGCAGGCCAAGUUGUUUGGCGGGGUGAACAAGAGCGGCAUGUCGUCAUCGCAGCCAUCUGGCAAGCGCAAGUUCAACGGGCCGCAUGGUGACCCGGUGGACGGGUACCCCGCAAUUCAUCAUGACCAUGUCAACAGCCCGACGAAGAAGUUGAGGGAGGUUGGUGGACUACGGGAUCCGGGACGGGUUGGUUUGGGGAUACAGUACAGCAGGGAUUUAUGA
Dichotomopilus funicola is the source of this 1779-nucleotide messenger RNA. RefSeq lists its product as uncharacterized. The transcript has a single exon. The record is from RefSeq and is a predicted model, not a curated record. Bases 1 to 1779 code for a protein of 592 amino acids. Lineage: Eukaryota; Fungi; Ascomycota; Sordariomycetes; Sordariales; Chaetomiaceae.